This is a messenger RNA of Strongylocentrotus purpuratus (purple sea urchin), 1980 nucleotides long. RefSeq names its product glycosylphosphatidylinositol anchor attachment 1 protein-like (gene gpaa1). The transcript has a single exon. Gene Ontology annotation, cellular component: GPI-anchor transamidase complex; membrane. The coding region runs from base 1 to 1980 and encodes 659 amino acids. The record is from RefSeq and is a predicted model, not a curated record. Gene Ontology annotation, biological process: attachment of GPI anchor to protein. NCBI's taxonomy places the organism in Eukaryota, Metazoa, Echinodermata, Echinoidea, Camarodonta, Strongylocentrotidae.
AUGGGCCUGUUAACAGACACUCGAACACAGGCGGUCAUGUCCCGUGUUAUUCUGGCCAUCCACAAGCCUCUGGAGGUCCUUCUGUACAUUGCUGGUGUGGCCUCACUGCUAGUGUUAGCAUUCACCCCUCUCAAUGAAAAGACAUACUUCUCUGAAAAUGCCCUCUUACCAGGCUUGGUGGAGAGGAAGUAUCUGAAUGAUCAAAGUGUCAAGGAUUACGCCAAGGAACUGACCCGACUGGGAGCUGCGGACAACGGGAAAGGUCCUAUCCCUGAAGAUUGGCUGAAAGCUCAAUUUAUGGACUUGGGCUUAGAUGUGUUUUCACAAAACUUCACUGUGCAGCACCCCUUUAACGUUAAAGCAAAAGGAACUCAAGAGAGUGGAGCUGUCUCCGGAACCAAUGUCUAUGCUAUCCUCAGAGCCCCUAGAAUUGCAAGUACCGAAGCGAUAGUCAUCACAGUACCAUAUCGCAAUAAAGAGGCUGAAGCAGGCAGGGCAAGGACACACUAUGGAAUUGGCCUGAUGCUGUCAUUAGCCAGCUUCUUUAGCAAAAACACAUUUUGGUCAAAGGACAUCAUCUUUGUGGUCGUGGACAAAGAAGAGGUCGGGAUGCAGGCCUGGUUAGCUGGCUACCAUGAUAGUCAUUCAGAAUAUCUCCCAACAAGCCUCAUGCUAGGGCGCAGUGGAUCAAUCAUCGCUGCCAUCAAUUUGGAGCUCGGCUCUGAGUUUACUGAUCACAUUGAUUUGAAGAUUGAAGGUGUUAAUGGACAGUUGCCAAACAUGGAUCUGUUCAAUCUGGCUGUCAGGUUAUGUCGUGUAGAGAGGGUUCCUGUCACUUUCCAAAACAGAUUUGAUCCUUCAGAAAGAAUUGUUGUCAAGUGGGCGGGACUACAGCAUUCGGCCACAACCAUGCUACUCAACAUGGCUAAGCAAGCCAGCGGAAAGCCAAGCGGAAUCCAUGGUCUGUUCCUGCGCUACCACAUAGAAGCCCUGACUCUCCAGGCCCAUCCUGCAAAGCGUGGGUCCGGAGUAGAAGCAGUUGGGCGUGUCAUGGAAGGCGUGGUCCGCAGUGUAAACAACCUGUUGGAGCGGUUUCACCAGUCUUUCUUCUUUUAUGUACUCCCUAGCUGUGAAAGAUAUGUCUCAAUCGGUCUAUACAUGAUUCCUUUCGGCCUCUUGUUGGUUGUACCUACACUGCGUGGUAUGGCCCUCUGGCUUCUUGCAAUGCAAUCCGUUGAAAAGAUGGACACUUCUUCAGACGAGAAAGAUAAUGAUGAGAAAGAGGACGGUGAUAAAAAGAAAAAACUGGAGCUAGAGCAGCAAGGUCGUCCUUUUGGUCAAGUCAUGCCUCUCAUCAUUGGUGCACACAUCAUGGGAGCCAUACUGUUCAUAAGCCCACAAUAUCUUGUCAGUGAGCACAUCGCAUCCUUCAAUGUAACCCCGCAAGGUGCCAUUGCUAUAGGUUUUGCAGCCUUCUUCGUUGGAUCAGCGUCCCUCCCUAUCUUUGGUAGGAGGAAUAAUUUUCAAACGAGCGAGGAUUUACCUUCGGACUGGCAGCUCUUGAAGUGUCUCACGCUCAUCUGGUACACAGUUACACUCCUGGCUGUGUCUAUGUUUAACUUUUCUCUGGCUUUCUUUGUUGCUGUGCCAACAAUUCCCAUCGCCGUCAUUGUUCAACCAGCCGAGCAAUCAGUUUUGAAAAUAAUACAGGGAUUUCUCCUUCUUAUGAUAUCUCCCCUAUCUUUGCUCUAUUCUUUCAUAACUGUUCACCAUGGAUUCUUUAACCCUGGAGAUGCCAUGGUAGACAUUCUUACCCAGGGGUUGCAUAAGACUGUAGAUUCCUUGUUUGAAGGUGUGGUCAAUGCCUACUUGUAUGGCAACAAAUCUUUUGCCUUGAUAACGUUAGUAUGGUUUCCUGUUUGGUUUCUCUUGUGGGCAGUGCUUUUCAGGAAAGCAAGUGGCAAAAAGGUUUCAUCAUGA